Molecule: messenger RNA, 807 nt
Organism: Blumeria graminis f. sp. triticale
Lineage: Eukaryota; Fungi; Ascomycota; Leotiomycetes; Helotiales; Erysiphaceae
Source: the annotation of a GenBank genome assembly
AUGGCAUUUGGCACGAGUCUUACUGUAAAUAACGUUUCCUGUGGCAUUGCUCGACAUCUCGCAGCCACGUCUGACCAUCUGCCACUAUUAGCAACUGUAGGCUGGGCCAACCCUCCGCUCCCUCAAGGGCGGCUCCGACCCAACACAUUGGACCCAACCCUAUUCAGGCAACUCUUGGAACUAGGCUGUGGAGGUCUAGGCCCCCUUCCAGUAUCCCCUUCAAGUGAAGAUCUAGACAAGCAAGCGGAGGUUCUCGUGCAAAUUAUACACGACGCAUAUUGCGGUGCUGCAAAGCGUGCUCUGGGUGCCAGACAUGGCAAUCCAAGUUGGAACGAUUCAUGCAAAGAGGCUAGAAAGGGCUACAAGAUAGCUCUACGGUCUUCUUCCAAUGAUAGUAGUGUUUAUGAUGCCCAAAAAGCCUAUAGGAAAACAGUACAAAUAGCAAAAACCAAUUUUUUCAAGACCAAGUUGGAGAGGGCUCGCACGGCUAAGGAGAUAUUUGGAGUAACUGAAUGGCAUAAAUCUACGGGAACUUUUUGUUUACGCCCGCUUAAAGACUUCCGCUUCCCAGAACGGUCUCCAGUCCAGAGUCUUGCCGGAAAAAUGGAGGUUCUUAUGCAAAAUCUACUCGCAAACCCCUCAGCAGUUGGUAACAUCCCUAUGGAUUUCCAACAGUUUCUUCAAACUCACUGCCAUUCCCAUCUCUUACCGACGAGGAAAUCGAAGACUCCAUCCUACGUGCUGGCAACACCGCUCCUGGUGCAGACGGAAUAUCCACAGCCAUUAUCCGACGCGCGUGGCCUUUGA